Messenger RNA from Meleagris gallopavo (turkey), 2648 nucleotides. It is a transcript of the gene DTX2, whose product is annotated as deltex E3 ubiquitin ligase 2. The record is from RefSeq and is a predicted model, not a curated record. NCBI's taxonomy places the organism in Eukaryota, Metazoa, Chordata, Aves, Galliformes, Phasianidae. Gene Ontology annotation, biological process: Notch signaling pathway; protein ubiquitination. Gene Ontology annotation, molecular function: zinc ion binding.
CUUGGGCUCCCCGGGGCCUGCGGGCGGAGUGGUCUCCGGCUGUGCGGAGUCUGUCGGCUGUGGAGACGCGGCGGAGGUUGGUGCGGCGGUGCAGUUCCGAGGGGUUUAUUUGGGGCUCGGGCUGCCGCUCUCGUUUCUGUGCUUUUGGAUCGGGCUCUGCGCCGUGCCGGGCCGCUCCGCGGGUGUGAGCGCCUCUGUUCGCCGUCGGCUCCGUCGCUGGAUGCUUUCACCCGCCUCCGGCCGAGUUCCCCGUUUUGGAAGAUUCCCGUUGCUUGUGAGGCCAUAAUGAGGUUCCCCAGAAGAUGGUGUAAAGCCAGCUGGUGCAGCUGCUGCCUGUGAUCUACGUGUGCCCAGACCUCAGGGAAGACCAUGGCAGCAGCUCAGGGAGCAGGAAGCAGCUCAGCCGGGCCCCCCGGAGCCCCUGGCUCCAUCCCAGGGUACAGCAGCUCCACAGCAGUGGCGGUGUGGGAAUGGCAGGAUGAGUUUGGCCGGUGGAGGCCAUACCGAGGAGAUGUGUGCAGGUUCAUUGAGCAAGGUUUUCAGGCCUCUCAGCAGAAGGGACGGCGUUCAGGAUCAGGGCUUGUCAGCAGCAGCAUCUCUUUGGGACAUGCGGAUGCUAGCUUGGCCCCCUACGUCAUCGACAUCCCAAGCCUGACACAGUUCCGGCAGGAUACAGGGACGAUGCGGGCAGUCCGCAGGCACCUCUUUCCCAGGGACUCAGCAGCCGAGCAGGGCAUCGUCUGGGAGUGGCAGAACGACGAACGUGGCUGGUUCCCCUAUGAGAUGAACGUCUGCGUGUUCCUGGAGCAAGCCCACGCCUCCAACCACCAGCGGGUGGACCUCGGCCCCUUAGGCUACAACUAUGAGGUCGACCUGGUGGCUCAAGUGCAGACCAACAAGACCACGAGGUUCUGCCGCAGUGUUCGGAGGCGGGUGGACAAUCCGUACCCCGUGACGGCCGCCCUGACUCUGCUUCACACGGGGACGGGUUGCUCGUGCCAGCAGUGCUGGCUGAACGGUGGGACUGGCCCCAUCACCACGCGGUUCCGGCACUCCAUGACAAACUUCCCCAAUUCCUCUGCUGCACCUCAGGUUUCUGGAAGGACGACGUCAGUGAGUUCUUCCAGCAUCGGCUUUGUGCCCUAUAACAAACCCUCUUUGUCUGGAGCGAGGUCAACACCGCGACUCAAUGCGCAGAGCAGCUGGGCUUUGCCCCAGGCUGGAGGUGCUGUGGGCCCCAGCACAGGACUGUCCAUUUCGAAUGGAGUCAGUGCUCUAAAUCUUCCAGUCAGGAUGUCCAAGCCCAGCAAACUGAACCAAGCCUUGGCAGGCAUGACGGCUAUUCUGAUGUCAGCCGCUGGACUCCCCGUGCACCUCACCUGUGUGCCGCAAGCUGCCAGCACCCAUAAAGCCACUAAAAAACACAGCUCAGUUAAGGAGGGGAGGAAAGUGUCCAAGAAAGGCUGGUGGAGGAGCCUGGCUGCCUCUGUGAUGGGCCUGAUGAUGGCAGCACCAACCGACCCAGAAGCAGUGGUGAAGAAGUACCUGGUGGAGGUGAAGGGCACUCCUGCAGAUGAGGACUGUAUCAUCUGCAUGGAGAAGCUGGCCUCUCCUUCAGGUUACAGUGAUGCUUGUGAGUGCAGAACAAUCAAGCCAGAGAUGGUCGGUCGCCUGACGAACUGCCAGCACUCCUUCCACAUGCUCUGUGUGCUGGCCAUGUACUCCAAUGGAAACAAGGAUGGCAGCUUGCAGUGCCCCUCUUGUAAGACCAUCUAUGGAGAGAAAACUGGUACUCAGCCCAAAGGCAAAAUGGAAGUCUCCACUUUCCCUCAAUCCCUCCCUGGCCACAGGGACUGUGGGACAAUCCAGAUCGUGUACCACAUCAGCAGAGGCAUUCAGGGCCCUGAGCACCCCAACCCAGGGAUGCCUUACACAGCAAGAGGCUUUCCUCGCUAUUGCUUCCUACCAGACAAUGAGAAAGGCAGAAAGGUCCUGGAGCUUCUGAAAGUGGCCUGGAACAGGCGCUUGAUUUUCACAGUGGGCACCUCCAGCACCACUGGUGAGAGCAACACGGUGGUGUGGAAUGAGAUCCACCACAAAACAGAGAUGGACACAAACCUGAGCGGCCACGGCUACCCUGACCCCAACUACCUGGACAAUGUGCUGGCAGAGCUGGCUGCCCAGGGCGUCACCGAAGACUGCCUCAGAAAAUGAGUGGUGUCGAUGGGCUCAGCUGGGCUGUGGGUGGGGCCCACCCAGUGCACUUAUUCCUGUUGCCUUAAGUUCCUGUGUCUGACCAUCUGUCACACUAAGCAAUAACACUGUCAUGUGGGAGUGCUGUGUACUCUGUACAGUCUCUUUUUUUUUUCUUCUGGAGGGAAGCUGUUUUUGUAGAAAGCGUGACUGUAUGUCCAGGUAGGGUUGGUGUCUGCAGCUAGGAGAGUGGUGGGGAGGUGACAGGGCCCCUUGUGAAGGCAGGACCCCAGCCCUGGUGCUGUCUGGGGUGACAGGAGUGUCUCUUCCGUAAGAGCACUUGGAAAGAGGAGGGCCUCCCUCCUUCUCAUUGCAGCUCCUUCUGAGCAAAGCUUCCUGCCCCUGUAGCAGAUGCCUGUAUCUCUUGGUUGCAAUAAACACUUCAUUUCCCUGGA